AGCUGGAUGGUUCUGAAACGACAGAUAAAAAGCUGAUCUGCCAAUGGAUACAUGCUUAAAAGCCUGUUUAUCAUGUGAUGAACGUGAGUACCACAUGAACCGAGGAGUCGGUAGGUAGGGUAGCCAUGACAAGUCAAUGCGCGGUUCAUGCAAAAAGACAGUCAUGGACCCAACCCACCACUUGUAAGCCCGAAGAGUCGAAAAAAAAAAAAGUGGAACAGUGAAUAAGCCGUCAAGUGGGUUUUUCCAAGCAAUUUAUACAGCAAUCAUGAUGGCCGAAUACAAAUUAAAAAGGGAUGCGUGUCGUCCCAAAGUCCUGGACAAGUACGAAAUCAUUGGGUUCAUCAGUUCAGGCACCUACGGUCGGGUAUACAAGGCCCGUUCAAGGAAUAAAGACGACCUACGUGAAUUUGCCAUCAAAAAGUUUAAACCCGACCGUGAAGGCGAAAGCCAUCAUUAUGUGGGCAUUUCCCAGUCGGCUUGCAGAGAAAUAGCGCUUUGUCGAGAAUUGGACCACGAUAAUAUUGUUGGUCUUGAAGAAGUCAUUUUAGAAGAUAAAGCCAUCUUUAUGGUGUUUGAAUACGCGGAACAUGACUUUUUGCAAAUUAUCCACUAUCAUUUGCAUACCGAAAGAAAACCGAUACCAGAAGUCCUGAUAAAAUCGUUCUUGUGGCAACUCAUCAAUGGGGUGGCCUACUUGCAUGCAAACUGGGUCCUGCACCGUGAUCUGAAGCCAGCCAACGUGCUUUUAACAAGUGAGGGCGUGGUCAAAACAGGUGAUCUGGGUCUGGCACGAUUGUUUAACCGGCCAUUGCAACCUCUGUUUAAUGGCGACAAGGUCGUUGUCACUAUUUGGUAUCGUGCCCCUGAACUAUUGUUUGGUUCAAGGCAUUAUACCAAGGCGAUCGAUAUGUGGGCUGUCGGAUGUAUCUAUGGGGAACUAUUAGCGCUGAAACCAAUAUUUAAGGGUGAAGAAGCGAAAAUGGACACCAAGAAGAACGUCCCUUUUCAACGAAGUCAGCUCACAAAGAUUUUUGAGAUUCUCGGCACGCCCAACAAGGAACGUUGGCCGACCAUAGACCAGUUACCAGACUAUCAUCAUCUAAGCUCCUUUCCACAGUGCUCAAACAAUCUUCGACAACUUUACCAAUCGAUGCCUGGAGCAAAGAGCGAUUCAGGGUUUAAUUUACUGUCGGCGCUUCUGGAAUACGAUCCAUUAAAACGGAUCACGGCAGAGAAAGCGCUGAACCAUCCUUACUUCCAAGAAGAUCCCAAACCUAUUAUGAAUGUUCUAGCUCAACAGGGAGUGGAAUAUCCGUUACGACGAAUCACCCAAGACGAUAACAAUCUCAAACCUGCCAAAUCCACCGUACCCGUGGUCCGCGAAGAUCACUCCAAUAGAGCCACGAAAAAAGCUAGAAACGCAUGAUCGUCUUUUUUAUUAUUAUUAUUCCAUCCUGCAUCUGUCACCCCCGAUUUUUUUUUUCACGCCUCGUUGUUUAUCAUCAUUCAUUCUUCAAACGUCAAAUAUGACUUUCAUCAACAAUUCUUUUUGUCGA
Radiomyces spectabilis is the source of this 1559-nucleotide messenger RNA. Its product is annotated as kinase-like domain-containing protein. Lineage: Eukaryota; Fungi; Mucoromycota; Mucoromycetes; Mucorales; Radiomycetaceae. Gene Ontology annotation, molecular function: cyclin-dependent protein serine/threonine kinase activity; ATP binding; RNA polymerase II CTD heptapeptide repeat kinase activity. The transcript has 9 exons. Gene Ontology annotation, biological process: protein phosphorylation. The record is from RefSeq and is a predicted model, not a curated record. The coding region runs from base 269 to 1429 and encodes 386 amino acids. Gene Ontology annotation, cellular component: nucleus; mediator complex.